AUGGCUUUGACGCGUAGAUUCUACGACGAUGACUGGUUCGACCGUGAUCCAUUCUGGCGUGAUACGUGGAGAGAUCGAUUGGAACGGGAAUGGGAUGAUUGGCCGAGAGAUUGGCCCAGGCCCAGGGAACUAGUCAGUCGAGUAAGUUUACAAACUCUUCAGACCAAAUACAAACAAAUGACAAAGAGGUCGGGUGCGUGACUCCACAAGUACGUGGGUUAACACCUGCAAUAACACAGUAACUUUUGCUACCAAAACAAGAAGUUUUGCUUCUAGAAAAUCGUAUUUACUGUUAAUUUAGAUCUACUUUUAAAAAAAUAAAAAAAUAAAGAAUUAAAUUUUAAAACUUGCCUAAAGUAAUAUAACGAACCUUUGGUAUUACCAACUUUUCAAAAAGUGCAAAAACUUUGUAUAUUUUUAUCCAAAUAGCGACCUAUCGUACGAAGGCUGUAUUAGCAUAAAAAUCUCGAAUGAAUCGCCUUCUGAGUGCAAUAGCUGAAGUGAGUUACGUAAUCCGGAAAUCGGCUCACGAGCCUUCUGUGGGGGGAUUGAGGUGGAAAAUCAGAGCUGGAAACUCUUUCAUUAUGAAAAGGGUUCGAUUCUCUCAACCUUUGUCGUUUCAGUUCGGACGAGACUCGGACCGAUGGUGGAGGGACUGGCCUUCUGACUGGCCUCGCAUGGAUCAGAUCAUGCCCAAGGUAAGCUGGUUUCGAUUGUUUUUGGAUUUUUAAUUUUGUUUUACAUAGUAUUUGAUCACGUUUUCUCAUGAAAAGUGUCACAAUCUUUUAAAAAGCUAUAUUUGAUGGUCUACUGAGUUGUCUAUUGCCAGCUGACAACUCAGUAUACCACCAAAGCUUUGUCAUAACUUACUGUCUCUACCUAAAAAGCUAAAAGAAGAAGUUCUCACAAUUAAGUCAAGAUUUUAAGUAUUAGGUUUCCACAAAGUUCGUAUGUUUGCUAGAAUCCAAUUGAAACUUCAGUUGAGCACUCCAAGCCCCUUGUAGCUACGUAAUUCAAUACCGUAAACAGAGGAACGUUCCCUUUGACACCUCAAUCUGAGGUCGGUAAUUAACGUUUUUCGGUGUAAUAACCAGAGAUGGCUGGAAAAACAUUUUCGUCCCUUAAAUGUUGACGAUGAAUCACAAUAGGACUGUCCCCCUCCAUGAACAAUUGCCGUUUCCUUCGAGGCCCUGAAUUGAUUCUGGGCUGUUUGCUCAGUCUCGACCCGCUCUUCCGAACAGCGGGCGCCCCUUUUUAAUUCGAGCGCAUCUAACCCAGUCAUGCCGAGCGUUCACUUUCGGGACGAAGAUGUUUAUGAGAAGAAGUACUACCACAAGAUAAGCUCCAACAGUCCCAUUGCGAUUGAGAAUGGAUAUUACAAGCCCAGGGCUGAUCACUACAAGUCUAAGGAUGUAGAAUAUUAUAGACCUGACUCUACUAAGCCGGCUUCUCACGACGAUACCUUCAGUCCAUCUGACUUUAGCUAUGAAAAGGCUCGUAGUCCAUAUUCAGAUAGAACUAAUUAUCAUUCAGAUGAUAAGUCUUUCGAAAAUUAUCAAACUUUUGAUAAUUCUUACCACAAAAGCUACCACGCCCCAGGUAGACAACAUUAUCAGUCCUCUGAUAAGUCUGAUCAGUCUUCUGAUAAGAAGUCCACCUCUGACAAGAUUAACGAUCUGAAAUUACAGUUCUCUUCAAAUUUGGACCGCUUCGACAGCAACUGGAGGGACGACCCUUUCUGGCGCGACCUCUAUCCUCGCUGGGCCGAGCCCAUCUUCAAGGACGGUCUGGACGUUCGUACCAACAUCUCCAACGACCGUAACCGCUUCUGUGUCGACAUCGACGCCUACCAGUUCAGACCAGAGGAGCUCCAAGUCAAGACUCUCGACGACACUUUGCUGAUCGAAGGUCGCCACGAAGAUGUCAAGGAUUCUGACAACUACACCAAGAUGUACUUUGUCAGAAAGUACCAACUGCCUCCAGAUGUGCACCCACAAGACAUUACCAGUGCCAUUGACAGUUCCGGUCGGUUGACGGUGGAGGCCAAGAAGCCGUACGCUGCAAUUGAAGGACGAGAAAGGAACAUCCCGAUCGAAGGAGGAUCAGCCAGAGCCGGCUCCAGAGCCAGUUCGUAUGUGAGAGAUAGAAAUGAUUCUGGAAGAGUAUCGUACGACCAGUCGAAUGGUAUGUUUGUCUUUUUGUUCUUCUCGUUUUAGUUUUAUUUUAAGGUUGUUUUUGGUAGAUCCAUUAAUUUUGUCGCUAAUUUUGAAAAAUAUUGAUCUGGUGGAUUAACCAAAUGCAUCUGAACCUAUGUUAUAAUGGCUAAGGGUGAUUGUUAACCUUUUUUUGUUUUGACAUAUCCUUUUUGAGUUUGUAUCUUUUUUAUUUUUUGUUAAACGAUUUUAGGCCUAAGGCAAAAAAGAAAGUGUUGUGGAUUUCUUAGGAGUCUGCUUAAGCCAAAACCAAAAAUAGGACCAGUAGCACCAGUUAAGAGUGUUCAUUUCUAUUCCACUCCAGAUCUGCGUUAUCCUGAGAGUAAAUUUGACUUAAUGGAGCAGUGUACUAGGGAUAGUACUAGAGAUAUAGAUUACUGCGAGUACUGUAAUCGCGAUUACGGCAGAUACUACGAUGACAACCCAUAUUACGGUACAAAUCGCACCUCAAAUCUCUUCUCUAACUUAACAUUAUUUAACCACUUCUGUUGCCUAAUAACUUUUAACUACUGCCCAGUGUUUUGCCGGACCGGUCCGGAUGAGAAUUUUUUCGGUCCGGUCCGGAAAAAAAUUUUUUUAUUUUUAAAAAAAGCCAAGAGCGCUAAAACUGCUUUCUUUACGUUUAAAAACUCUUAAAAAUAUGUUUUAUUUGCAAUUUUUAAAACAGUUUUAUUAAAAUAAAAAAAAAUUUUUUUUCCGGUCCGGUCCGGCUUUAUUUUCUUUUGGUCCGGUCCGGACCGGACGGGUCCGGCAAAACACUGCUACUGCCUAUUUGAAACAAUCUUUCAAUCACCCUUUACUUUACUCCCACGUGUGCAGUGAUAUCUUAACUACACUUACCACUAACUCCUUAACACUAACUUUUUGUCUUUCAGGCUACCGUUCUCAAUCUAAGAACGGCGACUACCGUGGCUCUUCGUACGCUUUGAAUGAGCCCCACAACAACGGCUACAACAACGAGUACGUACACCACUCCCGUGAUGGUUCCGGUACUCAUCACGAAAGCCGAAGGUCGGCGUUCCGUGAAGAAUUCAAAGGAACCCCACCCCCACCACCACAAUUGUCAGUACCCGUAACCGAGAGCUACUCACGCUCCGCGUCACGGUCUUCACGUCGCGAAUACAGCUCAUCUGGAGCCGACUACAGAGCUGCAUCACCGUUCCGUGAGCCGCUACGUUCAUCGUUCCGAAACUCAAACGAUGACCACUUUUUGCGGCCUGCGCCCGAGCUCGGCGACUCUCGUUCUCGAUCUGGUUCCUCGAGAUCAGUCAGGAUCACCAGAAAGGAAGAAGUUCACUAA
Molecule: messenger RNA, 3513 nt
Organism: Bursaphelenchus okinawaensis
Lineage: Eukaryota; Metazoa; Nematoda; Chromadorea; Rhabditida; Aphelenchoididae
Source: the annotation of a GenBank genome assembly